AUGGGUUCUAUGUACCAAGUCCAGUCCAAGCUCCGUCAGGAACUUGGCCUCCACAAGGUUCAGGCUGUUCGCAAGUCCGGCCAUAAACUCGAUGGCACCAAGGCCUAUGUUAGCGCAAUGGCUCGCUACGGCUUCAACCCCACCGAGGAGUCCAGGUUCUUCCACUUGAAGAAGACCGAUCUCACCAAGGAGUUUCAACGCCGCGGCUACACCCGUCACUGGGAGCAGCUGGUUAGGGCUCCCCAGGAACAUCCCGACGAUCCUCAUAAAGACAACGAGCCUGUUCCUGCCGAGGAUCAACAGUACGACACCGAGUACCUCUGCGAGAUUGGCAUUGGCACCCCGCAACAGAAGGUCAAGCUUGACUUUGACACGGGAUCCGCUGAUCUUUGGGUCCGGUCCAAAGAUUCAUCCCUUCUUCAUAAGGCCGACAAGAAGUUUGACCCGAAAAAGUCAGACACCUUCCAGGAGAAGACCGAUCAGACCUGGAAGAUCCAGUAUGGCGAUGGAAGCACCGCCUCGGGCACUGUCGGCACGGACGUCAUUACCCUUGGUGGGCUUCAGAUCAAGAACCAGGCCAUCGAACUCGCCAAGAAGGUGUCCAGUGCCUUCUCCUCUGGCGAAGCUGACGGGCUUCUUGGACUUGCUUUCUCCACGAUCAACACCAUUGAGAGCGAUGGCAAGCCGGAUCCCCAGCCCACACCUGUCGAAAACAUGAUCAGCCAGGAUGAUAUUCCCAAGGAUGCCGAGCUGUUCACAUCCGCAUUCUACAGUGCUCGUGAUGAUAAGUCUGCGGAGAAAUCUUUCUACACCUUCGGCUGGGUCGAUGAGGAGCUCGUCAAAUCUUCCGGACAGGAGGUCGCAUGGACGCCCAUCGACAACUCGGAGGGUUUCUGGAAGUUUCCCAGUGAGAGCGCUGCAAUCAACGGCGAGAAUGUUCCUGUGGACGGGAACACUGCAAUUGCUGAUACUGGCACCACACUGGCGCUUGUCUCCGACACUGCUCCAAGUACCAGCUACCAAUACCAAGGUUACCUCAUCCCGAGUACUAUCACCACUGAUCAGCUUCCUGAGCUGAGCGUCGCGGUUGGUGGGAAGCAGUUUAUCAUUCAGAAGGAGGAUCUGUUGCUGGCACCAGCUGACAAGGAUCAUUGGUACGGUGGUGUGCAGUCGAGGGGUACUAUGCCUUUCGAUAUCUUGGGUGAUACAUUCCUCAAGUCCAUCUACGCUAUCUGGGACCAGGGCAACAGCCGCUUUGGAGCUGUACCCAAGAUUGAGGCGAACCAAGACACCGUGUUCCCUACUUCCGACGGCUCACCUGAGGCCGGCUCGCCUGAUCCGGAUGCCGGAAACAAAGUCGGCGAGAUCUCCCCCGUGGAGCAAGUUAGGGAGGCAGUGAAGGAUCUGAAGAUGCUGUAA
Molecule: messenger RNA, 1419 nt
Organism: Sordaria macrospora k-hell
Lineage: Eukaryota; Fungi; Ascomycota; Sordariomycetes; Sordariales; Sordariaceae
Source: RefSeq, a predicted model, not a curated record